ACUUGCACAUGAAGGCAUCACAGUGAGGGGCGGGGCUAGUGUGAGCUAGCUCGGUAGCGACAACCCGUGCUAACCAGUUAGCUUAGCCUGUUAGCUCGUCGCCGAGGCCACAGCUCCAUCCACCCCCGCGUCGCUGCUGCUCGACCACGGCCUCGACACCGCACUUGGCUCUACCGGCCGCCGCAAUGGAGGGCGUGAUAGUGAAAAAGGAGCCCGUGGAAAGCGAGCAAGACGAGGAGGAAGAUGUGUACGAGGUGGAGAGGAUCAUUGAAAUGCGAGUGGAGGAGGGCGAGGUGCUCUACAGGGUGCGCUGGAAAGGUUACUGCUCCGACGACGACACCUGGGAGCCUGAGGCCCACCUGGAGGACUGCCGUGAGGUCUUGUUAGCGUUUAAGAAGGCCGCCACGGACGCCAAGAAAGAAGCAGAGGCCAAGAAGUUUGUGCCGAAACCGCUUCCUACAAAGAGCGACUUGUUUGACGCCGACUCAGAGAGCGACAGUGACAAAGAUCGUCCGAGCGAAGCUCCCGUCAAGAAGAAGAAGAAAAAGAAGGUACGGGAAGAAGAGGAGGAGCCGCGAAAGGAGAAGAAGAAAAAGAAGAAGAAAGACAAGUGGAGGGAUGAGUUCAAGCCCGUGCCGGCGCCGGACACCGAUGAGGAGGAGACGGUGCCGCCCUCCACUCCCGAGCCCAAGGAGAAACAGGCGGAGCAAAAAAAGCGUCUGAUUGACUCGGAUGACGAGGACGACGAGCCGGCCCCGCCCAAGAAACCCAAGAAAGACAAGACGAAAGAUGGAGGCAAGCACAGGAAGGAGCGAGGGGAGGAGGGGAAGAAGAAGAAAGCCAAGAAGGAGCGCAAGAUGGAGUCUUCUGAAGACGAGGGCCCUGCCGGCCCCCUCGAGGACGACCGAAGCGAAGGCCUCUCCGACGCCCAACUGGAGGAGGACGCGCAGGCCGAGACGUCCGCCAAGCCCCCGGAGAAGACGCGCACGGAGGACAAGGCCAAACACAAGAAGGGCAAGUUUGACGUGAAGCUGCAGGGCAUCAAGGAGCUCAUCCUGGACAGGAAGAGCAAGAAAGGCGACUUCUCGCUCAAAGAGAGCAGCCUCCACAAACUGAAGAGCCUCACGUCCAGAGGCAGGGAGGAGGCGGCCCCGCACUCGUCCGACUCCAGCGACAGCUCCAGCCUGCACAAGAAGGCCAAGAGCAAAAGUCAGGAGGGGACCUCGGCCGCCGCCAAAACACCCUCGUCCGCCUCCACGUCCUCGCUGGCCACAGCGGGCAAGCACAAAGAGGACGAGGCCGCCAAAGAGGAGUCGUCGGGGCAGAAAGAGGCCAAAAGCUCCACCAACCUCUUUGAGACCUUCUUGCUGAACUGCGAGGCGAAGGACCGAGCCCCCCGCAGGCCACCGGCGCACACACCCGCCUCGGACAAGAACAGCAACAAAGCCCCGAAGAUCCUUGGAAAGGUUGAGAAGGUCUCCAAGCCAAUCAAAGAGCCUCCUUCGCUGAAGGAGCCGGAAAAGACGGAAGCCAAGACCAAGCCAUUGGAGGUGGUCUCCAAGCCCAGCCAGGGUUACGGCUUCAGCCUGGACAGCGACGAGAGGGAAGCACAGGACUCGGCAACCAAGCCGAGGCCCGGGGACGAUUCCCGGGAGCGCCGGGAGAGGCUCGAAGAGAGCCAACGGCCGAGCUGGGAGAGGAAGGGGCUGGCCGACGACCGGAAGAAGAGGCGGGAAGACGGCGAGCCCAAACUCCAUGGGACAAGUGAUGGCCACAUGGGCAGCCAGGACCCGCUGGAGACCACAGACAAAUCUGACAGAGGUCCAGCAGCCUUGAGCCUGGGAAUGGAUCUCAACCUGGACUGGAUGACCCUUGACGACUUUCAGAAACAUCUGAAUGGAGAAGACGAGAUCCUGUCUGCGCCUCUACUGUCGCCCAGCGAGUUGCGUGAUGCUGUGAAAAGUGGAGAUUACAUGGCUGUAAAAUUGGCACUCAAUUCUAAAGAGGAGUACAAUUUGGACCAAGAGGCCUAUACAAAUGGAGAGAAGAGGUCACUUGAAGAGCAAAGUCGAAAGGAUUAUUUUACUCCGCAGUGUUUAAAUUUCCCACAAACUGGCGAGAAAACACUAAGCAGUUGUGCAAGUACCAACUCCAGAACACAUAAAGACAUCCAAAAGGAUGCGAAUAAUUCUGGAAAAACUGCUUGCAAUUCAGAUUUAAAUCAUGAAAGUCAAGGAAAGAAGAUGUUACAAGACACAGAAGCUGUUUUGCCAAGUAAAUUGAGACCAACCGUUGAUAUUCCAAAUCAGACUAUGAAUGUGGAGAAUAUUCUGGCAAAGGUCUUGGACAAAACUAAAGGAAACAAGGCAAGCUACACAGGUGAAAACGCAAACAAGGGGGUGACAGCUCAAGUCUCAUGUGAAGAGGGCUCACAAGACAGAACCAGGAGGUUAGGUCGUUCGAGGAAAACGGUCGAAACCAAACAACCGACACGAACAAGUCAAAGGGCGUGUAGGAAAGUGGUUAGGUCACCGGAACCCAGCACUGAUGAGGAAGACGUAGAAAAGGAGCCAUGCAAAAAGCAUUUCUGUUUAUAUUGCAAGAUGCCUUUCACCCAACUAGCAAAGCAUUUGGAAAAGAAACAUGCCGACGAAACAGACGUAGCACAUGCCAUCCACUUUCCCAAAGGCUCCAGAGUCAGACAAACUUUGCUCGACCAAAUACGCAGUAAUGGCGAUUAUGAGCAUAAUACCAAAGGUCUCAAAAAGCCAGGUAAAGAAGACGGUUCCCAAAAGGAAUUAAGUCCAAAAAUAUGCGUUCGGGACUUUCUACCUUGCCAGCACUGCUACACUUUUUAUCGCAAAACUGAUCUGUGGAGGCAUGAGCGCUCCUGCAAGGCCAGAAAGGGAGAUGAAAUGUCCAGCGGGAUUCCAAAACAGGGAGGCACAAUUGCCAGCACGACCUCACAGCUGCUUCCAAUGUCCGAGUUCUUAACAGAAGGCUGCAAGGAAAUCAUCCACAUCAUGCAUCAGGAUGACAUUGCGAGGCACAUCAAAAAUGAUCCACUCAUUUGCAAGUACGGCAAUGCCUUGUCUGCAAAGUACGACCAUGACAAGUCUCAAUUUGCUUACAUUGGACAAAAGAUGAGAGAAUUGGGUCGAUUCAUGCUUACGGUCAAAGAGCUUGACAACAGUGUACAUUAUUUGCAUGAACUGUGUCUCCCAUCACGGUUUGAAUUAGCUGUUGAGGGGGCCAAAAAAGCGAGUGGGUUUGAUCCAACAUCCACUAAGUUCAAAACAUGUUCCCUUGUCUCAAAGAUUGGGUACUCUUUGAAAAGAGCUGCAGAAAUUGCCUUUGGCGAAAGUCGUAUGACCGAAAAUAGCCAAAUGGAAAGUGAAGUUAAGCAGUUCAUACAGCUGGUGGAUACAAAAUGGAACCAGUGUUUUUCUCGAAAAUCUUUAUUAGUAUCUUCAAAGCAGGAGGUCAGGAAAGUAGAAGUGAACACAUCAAGUGUGACAGAGGAUUUGAUAAAACUUCACAGGUUCAUCACCAAUGAGGAGGAUGAAGCGAGGAAAGAGCUAAAGGAGAGUCCUAGUGUGGCCAAUUGGAAAAAGCUAAGUGAGGCCACACUAGCAGAUGUCUGCCUCUUCAACAGAGCACGGGUAGGAAAUAUCGGUAGACUGCUCUUGCUUACCUACACCAGCAAAAAGUUUUGUGGUAAAUUUGUGCCAUCUGCGGAUCAGAUUAAGAAAUGCACCAAGCUGGAAGUGGAACUUGGUGAACACUUCACUCGGUUGGAACUAGAAGGUCAGUAUGGAAGGAACAUGUUGGUUCUGCUUACCGAGAAGAUGAGUUUGUCACUCGACCUUCUCGUGGAAAACCGCCAGAAUGCCGGUGUGAUGGAAAGUAACCCUUACCUUUUUGCACGGACGGAAGGCCCGUCCUUCAUCCGAGCACUCGACUGCUUCCGAAGGGCUACAGUUGAAUGUGGUGUAAAAAACCCAGAGGCACUCCUGUCGCCCUCAUUGAGAGAGCAAAUCGCCAACUGCUGGCAGUUAAUGAGCCUCAGUGAGCCUGAGUUGGAUGGAGUCGCCAAGUUGCUGAAGAAGAGUAGCCAGGAGUGUUACAAAUUGGCCAAAAAUGCUACGCAGCUGGAGGAAGCGAGUAAGCAAUUGCUCCAGUUGGAACGAAUACGGAUACCAGUUUCAGCUAAUCCACCAAGCAUCGGUACUCCAUCAAAAGCCACUCCGAAGAGAAGACCCUGGAGUGAACGAGAACAAGCUGCUGUAAAACAUAACAUGAGUGAAUUUUUAGGAAAGAUGAAGGUCCCAGGCAAAAAGGAUUGUAACGCUUGCAUAGCUGCCGAACCAGAUCUCAGUGGAAGAUCCUGGACAGAUAUCAAAAACUAUGUGCACAACAGCAUUCAGACCAUACGUAGGAGAAGUAACCAGCACAAGGAUGAAAGGAAUAGUAAAGACAUCAAUCCAAAGACAGGAGUAUCUGAGGUCCAAACCAACACAAGGACAGAUUUGGAAGACCUGGCAGUUGGUUGUAUCAUGUCUUCAGGGCUUCCAGAACACUUAAGAGAAAGUUCAAAUUGUGUCAUGACCAUGGUACCGCACACAAACCUGAGAGAACCGACCCAGUACACACAAGAUAUGCCUUUAACAUAUACGUCCUUAUGUCCUGCCAGCUCAGAUAUGGUCAAUACCAGUCAGCCUUUGAUGUCCUCAUUCACGGCGCUGAAUGCGACAGAUACUCAAGUAGUUCCGACUUUUACGCCACUCAGCACUACAAAUGCACUAAUGUCUCCUGUGUACACAUCAGACCUCAACAGUAUACACCCAAUGGCAGCUUCAUAUUCACAAAAUUCCUUGAGUAUUCCACAUUCUCCUAUGUAUGCCCCUCCGGACCAUUUAAAUGUCCCAAUGCUUCCUAGUUUUAGUCCACAUAGUGUUAUAGGUACCUCAAUGCUUCCUACAUAUACACCAUUGAACUCUCCAAGUCCGCCAAUGGUCCCUGCGUUCUCCUCACCCCUAAAUGACAGAAGUAGCAUGAUGGUGUCUUCGUUCACGCCUCUGAACCACUCCAGUACAUCGUCCUACCCAACAAGUCCACCAAGAACUUCAAUGACUGCACAGGUUGUCCCAACAGUCCACGGGGCUGGCGUUCCCGACAGAUUGCCGCUGGUUCAAGAAAGUCCAUCCGUGACCACUCCAAGGAAACAAGUCCCACCGUCCGCCAAGCCUCAGAAAAGAAUCAAGAGGUUGUGGAGUGGUGAGGAGCAGGCAGCGGUCAGGCGUCAGUUUGGAGAUUUUUGUAGUCUAGUCAAAGUGCCCGGCAAGAAGGACUGCGACGCUUGCUUGGCUGCCGAACCUGCUUUGAGUACCCGCACGUGGCGGGAGGUUAAAUAUUAUGUACACAACUCCAUUCAGUCAAUCAAAAGACGAGGUCACGCAGCUGUCCCGAAACAAACUGAAGGGCCGAAACAGCAACUAGAAAUUCCCAUGUCUAACCCAGAGUGGGAUGGUCCUGUUUAUCUGUCACUGUAGAUUGUACGAACAUGUUGGAAUAGGUUCUGUCAUCAACCAUCUUUAGAAUGAACAAACGUAAUUACUGUACGUUAAAAAAUAUGCUUCCACCAGUCUUUUAUUAGCCAUCGUAAUAUUGUAUGUACAAUUUGUACAGAGUGCCCGGUCAAACUGGUCUAUUCGGAAUCAAGUCAACUAGAACCAGCUAUUAGUGGUUUACUUGUGCAUGAAUAGUAACUCAGUGGUUGAAACUGAGCGCCUUGUGUGAUUAGUUUGCAUAUACAGUACCUUAUGAUCAGUGUGGAAGAUCGUCAGUGCUUCGGUUUAUAUUUGUGGUAACAUUGGUUGGGUAAGCGAGCAGCAUCUACCAGCAAAUCUUUGUACUUGGUCUUUCUGACAGCUGUUAAUUGAGCACCUUGACUCCUGAACUAUUUUACUCUUAAGCCAACUUACCAUGUUGUAGAUGGCCCCAAUAUCCAUAACACUGUGUAUAGACGUCUCACAUGCCCAUUCAUGUAAGUUAUUUUGGUCGUUCGAUUUUUUAUGUGUAUGGCAAGGUUGCCGAAAAGCAAGUGACUGCGUAUUACAGUUUUAGUACUUGGUGUAUUUGGAUGUCUCUCAGAGAAAAACACUACAGGGUGGUUUUAAAAAACAAAACGUAGGUCAAAAUCACCCUGAUGUUUUAUGUUUUAAAACCGGGCUCUGCCACUUUUACUGUCAUAAGAGCCAUAUUCUCCUCCAAAAUUUCCACUUAAGAAAAAUAGUCAGAAGAUGCAAAACACACGUUUAGAAGUUUUAAUAUUUUCUUAGUUUUACAGGCAAAAUAUGUCAAUGCAGAAUCAAACUCUGUAUUUUCUUGAGGUUUUUCAUUUUGGGGAUAGGUGUAAGUUAGCUUACCAUGGCUCUCUUGUGCAUACGUCUCUCACCGGCCCCACUUCCCCUUUUCCUUGCCUUCCUUAUGCCUGUCAGGACUACAGAUGGGUAUUAUUAACAUUCUAACUAAUACUAGUACAGUGCAGUAACCUUUGAAGCGGUGCCGGUGCUUAAAUGGGGCCCUAACCAGUACUUAAAAAUGGAAAAAAUGCACUUUUUAGUUUAAAGACAACAAUGCCAUUUGACAGAAAUGUGUGAAAAUUCAGUUGAACAGGCUAGCACAGGGAUGCCCAAAGCGUGGCCCGCGGGCCAAAUUGGGCCCGUCCUGGCCGCCAAAGGGUGUUUCCCAAGUUUAGUACAUAUUCAUUCUGACUUCUUUCAAGCGGCACAAUCAUUGAUGGCAUGAUCGCAAGGCUCCUCUGUAAAAAAAAAAAAAAAGUCAGAUCUUACUGUACAAAUCUGGUAGCUUAGUUGCCAGAAAUGUAUAGUAAAAAUAUCAGAUUUACAGUAUUGGCCAUAGAUUUAAUUUGGGGAAAAAUGGCAGCUCAACCAGAAUUUUAACUUAAAAACCACUGUGGUACAGUUUUUUUUAAAUAUUGAGUCCUCAUCAUGGGGUAUCAGGCCUGUUUGCAGGCAUUGAUGAUCAGGGCUCGCCAGCCUUCUCUGUCGUCCGCCCUAUGUAUAAGUUCUAUAUUGUUGAUAUUUCCCAUAAAAUGUCUUAGGCUGUUGAUAUGUUGUUCGUUGUCGACCGGGAGAUUUCUUUCCGAGUUUUCCUGUUAACAUCAGUUUUUCUAAGGUGUCUUUUCGAAUGAUAUGUCCGAGGAAUUUUAGCUGCCUAUUUCAAAUCGUUGCAAUUAGAGAUCUUCUUGUUUUUGCCCUCGCCAAUACCUCUUUGUUAUUUUUCUUUUCCGUCCAUGAUAUGCAGAGUAUUUUUCUGAAGAACCACAUUUCAGUUGCCUACUAAUUUUCUCAGUUGUUGAUUACUUAAAGUCCAACAUUGACAGCCGUAAAGUAGGAAGACCAUACCGUAUUUUCCGCACCAUAAGCCGCCCUGGGUUAAAAGCCGCGCCUUCAAUGAACGGCAUAUUUCAAAACUUUGUCCACCUAUAAGCCGCCCCGUGUUAUAAGCCGCAUCUAACUGCGCUAAAGGAAUGUCAAAAAAACAGUCGGAUAGGUCAGUCAAACUUUAAUAAUAUAUUAAAAACCAGCGUGAUGUGGGCGCGCAUGGAGUCGUAUAUCAACAUGGACGGAGCUGCGUGAAAAAAGCCACCCG
Nerophis lumbriciformis (worm pipefish) is the source of this 7677-nucleotide messenger RNA. It is a transcript of the gene mphosph8, whose product is annotated as M-phase phosphoprotein 8. The record is from RefSeq and is a predicted model, not a curated record. Lineage: Eukaryota; Metazoa; Chordata; Actinopteri; Syngnathiformes; Syngnathidae. Gene Ontology annotation, molecular function: protein binding.